CCCAGUAGUGAAAUUAAGCAGCAUCCAACACAGGCCUACUCUUACGACAUGUGACUUUACUGUUUUCCGUUUUUGUUGAAAGAGUCAUUAACCGGAGUUGAUGGCAGUUUCAAUUACAGGUCAUUGCUGAGAAAAGGAUAGCACUAUAAUAUGCAGAAAUCUACAAAUUCUGAUACUUCUGUGGAAACACUGAAUUCUACCCGCCACGGCACAGGAGCUGUGCAAAUGAGAAUCAAAAAUGCCAACAGCCACCAUGACAGGCUCAGCCAGAGUAAAUCCAUGAUCCUCACCGAUGUUGGGAAGGUCACUGAACCCAUACCCCGACACAGAAGGAAUCAUUCACAGCAUGUCUUGAAAGAUGUAAUUCCUCCAUUGGAACAACUGAUGGUUGAAAAAGAAGGUUAUCUUCAAAAAGCUAAAAUUGCAGAUGGAGGAAAGAAACUAAGGAAAAACUGGUCUACUUCCUGGGUUGUUCUUUCUAGUCGAAAAAUUGAAUUUUACAAAGAAUCCAAGCAACAGGCUCUGUCCAAUAUGAAAACUGGGCACAAACCAGAAAGUGUGGAUUUGUGUGGUGCACACAUUGAAUGGGCCAAGGAAAAAUCGAGUAGAAAGAACGUCUUUCAGAUCACAACAGUAUCAGGAAAUGAGUUCCUUCUACAGUCAGAUAUUGACUUCAUCAUAUUGGAUUGGUUCCACGCUAUCAAAAAUGCAAUUGACAGAUUGCCAAAGGAUUCAAGUUGUCCAUCAAGAAACCUGGAAUUAUUCAAAAUCCAAAGAUCUUCCAGCACUGAAUUGCUAAGUCACUGCGACAGUGAUAUAAAAGAACAGAAACCAGAGCACAGAAAAUCUUUAAUGUUCAGGCUGCAUCAUAGUGCUUCUGAUACAAGCGACAAAAAUCGAGUUAAAAGCAGAUUAAAGAAGUUUAUUACCCGAAGACCUUCCCUGAAAACUCUGCAAGAAAAAGGACUUAUUAAAGAUCAAAUUUUUGGCUCUCAUCUGCACACAGUGUGUGAACGUGAAAAUUCCACAGUUCCGCGGUUUGUAAAGCAAUGCAUUGAAGCUGUUGAGAAAAGAGGUCUCUCCAGGGAAAUUCUACCCAGUGCUUGGCGCAGGAUGCAUUCUUUAUUCAUCCCUGGUCUAGAUGUUGAUGGAAUAUAUCGAGUUAGUGGCAAUCUGGCAACAAUACAAAAGUUAAGAUUUAUCGUCAACCAAGAAGAGAAGCUGAAUUUGGACGACAGCCAGUGGGAGGACAUCCACGUUGUCACCGGAGCACUGAAGAUGUUUUUCCGGGAGCUGCCUGAGCCGCUCUUCCCUUACAGUUUCUUUGAGCAGUUUGUGGAAGCGAUCAAAAAGCAAGACAACAACACAAGAAUUGAAGCUGUAAAGUCUCUUGUACAAAAACUCCCUCCACCAAAUCGUGACACCAUGAAAGUGCUCUUUGGACAUCUAACUAAACUCCCCUCAUCCUCAACAAUGGCCUCUGCUGGUCAUGGUGGCUUCCCUGAUGCAGCGUCCCAGACCUUCAUCCAUGAGGGAUCCAAGCUCCUGUGUACCACGUCUUCUCAGACAAGAAUUUCUGCCCUGUUCAUGACCCAUCGUAAUUGGUCAACAGAGAACUUGGAAGCCCUGUGUGGAUCGUCUGGGUGUCACCCUGUCCCCCGGUGCAACAGCAACCUUGCCUCCUCCCUAUGGUACCUAUCUAGAUAGUGACUCUGCCUUGACUGCUGGUGCCUGAACCCAAGAAGCUCCACGUGCCUAGAAAGCAGCAGUAGCUUAGAAGAUAUAUGUAUCAGUGAUUCGAUAUAUCACUCAAAUACAAUAAUAUAAACGGUUCUCUGACUGCCCAUUUAUUUUGCUCCACAAGAUGCUAUGUUCUGGUGACCAUCUCAUAAUUCUGUGAGUCGGCCCCCAUUGGCUGCCCCUCAGCCCUGCCACUUGUUAUUAAAAUUGCACCUACCUGGCUUUUAGCAACUAAGCCCCACCACCCAGCUUCUAUUACCAGUGUCUCAGCAUCCCCAUUGCAAUCAGUGAGCCUAGUUCUGUAAUAGACUUUCCUACAGUCAACCCUCAUUUACAGAGUAAAGGCCCCUGUAAUCACAUACAACUUUUCUGUAGAAUAUCAAUGGUGCUUAGCAACAGCCCUUCAAUUUCAUUGACCUUGGAGUUACUAGCCACAACCUCCCACUAUCAUUUCUAAAUUCCUCAUACAUUACGCCAGCUAGUCUCCUCCACAGAUCUAAUGUCCUAAUUCACCACCAGGGUGAGUUUUCACAAUCGGACUACCACCUUGUGCCAGGACCCGUCUGCAUUCCACCUGCCACCAUUGAUGGAUUCUUCAUUGCCAGUCAGGCUGCAAGUGACCCAGUUCCAAAUCCCCAUCUUAUUGCUGGCUUUCUGGGACCACUCAUAGAACCAUUAAUCAUAGGUUUGGUUCACCAGAAGGAGCCCCCAAAACAGUUUGGCAUCCAUGGCAUUGUUAAAGGUUAAUCCCUGUGGAAGGAAAAAGGUGUCAAUAGGAUUAGGCAGAGGAAGAAGCUGAACUGAAGUGCAGACUAAGGAAAUCUUCAGCCAGACCCACAGGAAGCUCUGGGGCACACACAGCCUGUCAAAGUUGUCCCAGAGUGGGCAGAAAUGGUCCAGCUUUUAUAUUGACAGACAGUGGGGGCCAGAGCACUGGCUCACACCUGUAAUCCCAGCACUUCAGGAGGCUGAGGUAGGAGGAUCGCUGGAGGCCAGGAUUUGAGCCCAGCCUG
Messenger RNA from Cebus imitator (Panamanian white-faced capuchin), 2753 nucleotides. RefSeq names its product Rho GTPase activating protein 15 (gene ARHGAP15). Gene Ontology annotation, cellular component: cytoplasm. The transcript is spliced from 15 exons. The record is from RefSeq and is a predicted model, not a curated record. NCBI's taxonomy places the organism in Eukaryota, Metazoa, Chordata, Mammalia, Primates, Cebidae. Bases 151 to 1707 code for a protein of 518 amino acids. Gene Ontology annotation, biological process: signal transduction; regulation of GTPase activity.